This is a messenger RNA of Mercurialis annua (annual mercury), 2472 nucleotides long. Its product is annotated as protein arginine N-methyltransferase 1.5. The transcript has 23 exons. Gene Ontology annotation, cellular component: cytosol; nucleus. NCBI's taxonomy places the organism in Eukaryota, Viridiplantae, Streptophyta, Magnoliopsida, Malpighiales, Euphorbiaceae. The coding region runs from base 143 to 2095 and encodes 650 amino acids. The record is from RefSeq and is a predicted model, not a curated record. Gene Ontology annotation, biological process: peptidyl-arginine N-methylation; regulation of DNA-templated transcription.
CGCGGCGCAAACGGCUAAUAUAAACCCUAGAAAAACCCUGUGCUCCUACUGCUCUAAUACAGACGCGGUACGCAGUUACAGAGCGAUAAGAACAACGAUAAGAUAACAGUAACAGUAAGAAGAAGAAGAGUGAGUAAGAAAAAUGCCUCUCGGAGAAAAAGCAGGAUGGCAAAAAAGCGAGUCACGGUACUGUGGAGUGGAAACAGAUUUCGACGAUAACAUGCCUCAGCUUCUCUUUUUCAAUCUCUCCGCCGACACCGGUGGCUUUGAUUUCGUCGUCGCUCCUCUGAUGAAUCCUACUUAUAGACCAAGCUUGAUGGCAAAAGACGAUGGUGCAACGCGUGUUCUUCCGUUUGCUGGGUCGGACUUGGUCUUGAGCCCCUCCCAAUGGAGCAGUCAUGUUGUUGGAAAAAUUAGUUCAUGGAUCGACCUAGAUUCAGAAGAUGAAACCAUUCGUAUGGACUCUGAAAUCACUCUAAAGCAAGAAAUAGCAUGGGCUAAUCAUCUUUCCCUACAGGCAUGCCUUCUUCCUAGUCCUAAGGGUGUAUCGUUUGCUAAUUAUGCAAGAUGUGUAAAUCAAAUUUUACAGGGGGUAAACAGUAUGCAGUUGUGGCUAAGGAUUCCACUCUUCAAGGCUGAAGAGGAUUCUACAGAUAUAAGCUGUGCUAGUUUGAUUGAUUCAUGGGAACAAUGGAAUGCAUUUCGCAUGCUUUGUGAACAUCACAGUCAGUUAGCUGUUGCACUUGAUGUUUUGGGUUCUUUACCAUCGGCAAACUCACUUGGUCGUUGGUUUGGAGAAUCUGUUAGAGCAGCCAUAGUAAAUACUGAUGCUUUUCUAACAAAUACACGAGGUUAUCCAUGCCUCUCGAAGCGCCACCAAAAGCUCAUUACUGGGUUCCUUAAUCAUUCAGUACAGAUUGUUAUCUCUGGAAAAUCCCUACAUAAUGCCACAAGGCUAAGCUCAGAUCUAGCUGCUGAUAAUUUGGAUAAAAAUACUGAAACAGUGCCAAGGCAUCCACUAAGGCCGUAUUUAGAUUAUGUUGGUUAUCUCUUCCAAAAGAUGGACCCCCUUCCUGAGCAAGAACGGUUUGAGCUUGGAUACAGGGAUUUUCUACAGUCUCCAUUGCAACCACUCAUGGAUAAUCUAGAAGCCCAAACAUAUGAGACAUUUGAGAAAGACUCGGUGAAGUACAUUCAGUACCAAAGGGCAAUAAGUAAAGCUUUGCUGGAUAGGGUCUCCAAUGAAGAAAACGUUACCACUGUACUGAUGGUAGUAGGAGCUGGACGUGGACCUCUUGUUAGGGCAUCUGUGCAGGCAGCCGAAGAAACGGGGCACAAGCUAAAAGUGUAUGCAGUGGAGAAGAACCCAAAUGCAGUGGUUACACUUCAUAGUUUGGUUAAGCUGGAGGGGUGGGAAGACUUGGUUACCAUAAUUUCUUGUGAUAUGCGUUACUGGGAUGCUCCUGAGAAAGCUGAUAUAUUGGUUAGUGAAUUGCUUGGCUCAUUUGGUGACAAUGAGCUCUCACCUGAAUGCCUUGAUGGUGCCCAAAGAUUUUUGAAAGAGGAUGGAAUCUCAAUACCAUCAUCGUACACAAGUUUUAUCCAACCUGUGACAGCUUCAAAACUGUAUAAUGAUGUUAAGUCACACAAAGAUCUUGUGCACUUUGAGACUGCGUAUGUUGUCAAACUGCAUAAUGUGGCAACGCUUGCUCCUUCUCAACCUGUCUUUACAUUUACUCAUCCAAAUUACACUCCUAACAAAAGCAAUCAACGCUACAAAAAGCUGCAGUUUGAGAUAACAAAUGACACUGGCUCAGCCAUGGUGCAUGGAUUUGCUGGCUAUUUUGAUGCAAAGCUUUAUAAAGACGUACAUCUUGGUAUUGAGCCAACAACAGCAACACCAAAUAUGUUCAGCUGGUUUGCAAUAUUUUUCCCACUAAGGACACCGAUUUGCAUACGACCUGGUUCUCCUUUAGAAGUACAUUUUUGGCGUUGUUGCGGUCCUCAGAAGGUUUGGUAUGAGUGGUGUGUGACAUCCCCCAGCUCAUCAGCAGUACACAACAGCAAUGGACGUUCAUAUUGGGUUGGUCUUUAGUCUCUUAGCAAUUUUUGCAUGUUGUCUCGGGCAUAAAGAGUGGUUAUGGAGCAACAGCAGGCAGAGUAAAGGAAGUGUUUUUGAUGUUUGACCCUCUAUGUCUUGAUUUGGAGAGGAAGUAGAGUACAUUAUGUACAAGUUACGGCUUUGAAUUGUAUAUGAUGAAAACGAGUGUUCUUGUCAUCCAAAUAGUUCGAGUUAUGUAAUUCAUGUAUUGGCUGUAGUCGAUUGUUUGCGAGUCAAUAGAGCUUCCAGAUUUUGUUGCUGUAGAAUGGGUUUCCUGUUGGCAAGGAUCGGCUUUGUAUUUUAUACAAGCUAACAGAACUUCGAAUUGUCUACAUGUUGAAGUGAGUGAAUGGGAUGUGUAAUCAUGGAAA